Messenger RNA from Symbiodinium pilosum, 2324 nucleotides. The record is from the annotation of a GenBank genome assembly. NCBI's taxonomy places the organism in Eukaryota, Dinophyceae, Suessiales, Symbiodiniaceae.
GUCUUGUAGUGCACAAGAUUGAUCCAUCCUCCAUCAAGUUGCUCGGAAACAAAGUACAGGCCAAGCUCCUGUUUGCCAACGACCCAAAAGUCAAGCCGUUGCUUUUGGAGUUGGGUUUCUUCCUGAGCGAAGUGGAUGGCAAGUGUGGCAUUGUUCGCACCUACAUCACAGAGCAGGAGCCGCUCCACCCAAGGUUUCGCCUCACGCCGGGUGAUGUGGUCCGGAAAGAGGACGAGCUGUUGCCAGACAAGGUCUCCGUGAGCGAAGGAAGUGGCUCCACGGAGAUUUCGAGCUCAAGUGGUUCUUGCAAGGUCACCUUGCGGCAUUCUCCUUUCGAAGUUGAGUUUGCCAUGGAUGGUCAAGUCCUUCAGAAGCUCAAUUCCCGUCGCUUCUUCAACUUCGAGAGAUACCGGCCGAAGGGCUCGCACGAACAUGCUGGACUCGUGGAUGCCACGGACCUCGAUUCCAACAACUUGUUCGAGGAAAACUUCGGCGGACACAUGGACAGCAAGCCGCGGGGUCCUGCUGCUGUGGGCAUUGACGUCGCCUUCGAGGCCGCAGUUGACGUCUUUGGGCUUGCAGAACAUGCAGUAGGGCUGGGUCUGGGUGCCAACGUUUUAUCGGAGCCAUACAGAUUCUUCAACUUGGAUGUGUUUGAGUACGCGCUGGAUGUCCCCAUGGCCUUGUACGGUGCAAUCCCGCUGGUGACGGCAAUCCAUCAUUUGAAGUCAGGGGAUGCCAUCGCGUCCGGCAAGAAGUACUUCACCUGGCACCCAUCGCACUUCGCGCAACCUGACAAGCUCUUGUCUGCGCUGGAGGCAUCCAAGAGGAAGCUAGUCACAAUUAUCGACCCGCACAUCAAAAAAGACAACGGAUAUGACGUCUAUAACAAGAUGAAGAACCACGACUUCUUCACGAAGACCAAAGACAAGCAGCUCUACGACGGCUGGUGCUGGCCAGGAACGUCUUCGUAUCCUGACUUCUGCAACCCGGAGGCCCGCAGGCUGUGGACCACUUUCUUCAAGAUGGACUACUACCCUCACAACAGGCCGGACCUAUACACGUGGAACGACAUGAAUGAGCCCAGCGUCUUUAAUGGACCAGAGGUGACCAUGCCUCGGGACAAUUUGCACAAAUGUAGCGAAAACGACUACAAGGUGGAGCACCGAGACGUUCACAACGUGUACGGCUUCUAUCAUCACAUGGCAACGGUCGAGGGACAGCUGGUGCGAGCACCCAACGUCCGUCCAUUUGUGCUUACGCGCUCCUUCUUCGCGGGCUCCCACAAACACGGAGCCAUUUGGACGGGUGACAACAUGGCGAAGUGGGAGCAUUUGGCAAUCUCUGUCCCGAUGCUUGUGUCUCUUUGCCUUUGUGGAACCUCCUUUGUUGGGGCAGAUGUCCCCGGUUUCUUCUUCGACCCAGAGCCUGAGCUCUUCCGUAGGUGGCACCAACUGGGCAUUUGGUAUCCCUUCUACCGUGGCCAUGCGCACCUAGAGACCAAGCGGCGAGAACCCUGGAUGCUGGGUGAGGAGAUCACGCAAAAUGUGCGCGAGCAGGUCACUGUGAGAUACCAAAUGCUGCCCACAUGGUACACCUUAUUCGCCGAGUGGGCCUUGUCGGGCAAGCCCAUCCUUCGGCCUCUAUGGUACGAGGAUGCCAAGGAUCCAGAGGCCUUCCGGCACCAGAACACGCACUUCCUGCUAGGUAGCGACGUGCUCGUGCGCGCGAUCACGAAGCCUCGUGAAGAGGCUUUGGAUGUGUAUCUGCCCUCUGGAAGCUGGUUUGAUUUCUGGGAUGCCGAGGCGAAGCCACUGGCGGGUGGUCGGUCAUACUCCAUCAAGGCAGAUCCCGCCCACGUUCCUGUCUACGUCAGGGCUGGGGCAAUUCUUCCCAAAAAGAUGAGGCGUCGCCGGAGCUCCCUGACAAUGGCAUCUGACCCGUACACAAUCAUGGUGUAUGGGAAUCAGGCUGGAGGCCACGUGUACAUGGAUGAUGGCCAGAGUCACGACUUCCAGCAGGGUCAUUUUGUGUACGACAAGCUCAGCUUCGAUGGCCAAGUACUAGCUUCGGAGCCUUCCCAACGCCUGCACGUAGUUGGUUCGGCCAAAGGCGUCGGAGGAGCUACAUCCAAGGGAAGUACGGCAGUGGAGCGACUGGUCUUCGUCGGGCUGCCAUCAAGCCCGGCAAGCGCUUACCUGGAGGGCACGGAUGCGAAAUUCGAGGUGACCUCUUCGCGCAUGCAAAGUGGAGCUUGGGUUGCUACCGUGAAGAAGCCGCACUGCCAACUGGGCGCUCCAUGGAAGUUGCGGCUUACGUUCUAG